Molecule: messenger RNA, 2485 nt
Organism: Drosophila virilis
Lineage: Eukaryota; Metazoa; Arthropoda; Insecta; Diptera; Drosophilidae
Gene: DIP-lambda
Product: Dpr-interacting protein lambda
Cellular component (GO): neuron projection
Source: RefSeq, a predicted model, not a curated record
GCGGGUCGGUCGAGUUCAAGUUGAAUUAAAUACAAAUAGUCGGCGGCAACGCAUUCGAGGCGCGUGGCCAAGACGUGCAUUCCCGUCGUUGCGUUUAUAAUUGGCUUAAAAGCGUGCAUACAUACGAGUGCAUAUAUAUGUAGAAAUCAGGCUGGUGAUAAUUAAGAUAUCAUACACCCAGACUAUGUAUUUUUCAUUUCAUAAAAGUGAGCGAGCUGGCCAAUUCUCAAUCAAACCGAAUAGUUGUCGUCGAUGCAGCAAUGCGUUUUUCUAAUACUAAUAUAUCUAUCGACAGCUUAGUACGUUAGUAAUUAUUAUGAAUGUAUUUAUGUUUGAAAAUCGCCCGAUCAUUUGUGCAUAAAAUAUUCGUUUUGUUAAGAGUUUAACUAGUGCAGGACUUGAAGAGCAAUCGCUGCUGUUUUUCACACCAUGGACAGAAAUGCAAUACAAACAAAAAGGAAACGGCAAAUACUGAAUGAAACUGAAUGCAUUUCUCUUCAUUUCUAUUACUAAUAAUUUGUUUGGAAUGUACUUUAAGUGAUGAAUUGUUAACAAAGACAAUACUUGGCAAUGGAAAUGCUUCUAUGGAAUAAUAAGUUAUUGGAAGUACCUGAAGAUCCUUUGACGAUCAGAAGCCUGAGAAUAAAAUGAAGACUGCCCCAAUGACUCAGACACAAUUCUGCGUGAGGACCCUAGCCUCCGUCAUACUUUUGUUACUCACCGGAUUAUUGUGCACAGAAGGAAGUCAUUCGUUAUCAAAUAUACAAGGUCAGAGCGAACCUGAUGAAGUGGGACCGCACUUUUUGGCACAACUAACAAAUAUUACCGUACCACAAGGACGUGACAUAUCAUUCACCUGUGUUGUCGACAACCUGGGACAAUAUCGGGUGGCAUGGAUUAAAUCAGAUUCAAAAGCAAUACUUGGUAUACAUACACAUAUGGUAUCCCUAAAUCCAAGAUUAUCAGUGACACACAAUGGACACAACACCUGGAAACUUCACAUAUCCCACGUGCAGCUAAAUGAUUCUGGCAGCUACAUGUGUCAAGUGAAUACAGAUCCCAUGAAAAGUCUGUCUGGCUAUUUAGAUGUCGUUGUUCCACCGGACAUUCUCUACCAUCCCGACGAAAAUAUUGAUGAAGGUGUUAGCACAGAAGGUGGGAGUAUUGCGCUUCAGUGCAGUGCGACAGGUGUACCAGAACCUAUGGUCCAGUGGCGACGCGAAGGCGGAAAGGACAUUAUAAUAAGAUCGGAGAGUAGAGACAAGCAAGCAUUCAAGUCGGUGGAAGGCGAGCGACUGACUCUCACAAAUGUUCACCGUUCCGAUAUGGGCGGCUACCUUUGCAUAGCAUCUAAUGGUGUCCCACCUUCAGUAAGCAAACGUUUUGAUGUUCACGUAAAUUUUCCGCCAACUAUUAAAGCUGUUAAUCAGUUAGUAGGAGCGCCGGUUGAACGAGAAGUUAUAUUGGAAUGCAUAGUGGAAGUUUAUCCGAAGCCGCUUAAUGGCUGGUACCGUAAUGAAGGUAAUGUUAAGCUGCAUAAUAGCAACAAGUACAACAUAUCCGAGGCCAUGAUUAACCUGUACACGUGGCACCUCAAUUUGACGAUACGACACCUGACAAAGGCUGACUUUGGCGCUUACAGCUGUUCCAGUGUGAAUGCCCUUGGGAAGAGUGAGACGCGAAUUCGACUGCAAGAAUUACGAUUACCGCCCAAGUCCACAACGACAGCAACACCUCACGUUUAUACUACGGCCAAGCCGCGUCGGAAGCAGCAGCCGCCCAGCCACAACAAGGGACUGAACGAAGUGGUGCGUGCUAAGGAAACCCAUUUCUCAAAUCAAAUGCAGCAAGAGAACGAUGUAUUCGGCAGCGGGAUUGGUGUGCCCCAGAGCGCCAACGGCGGUGGUGCCGGUGGUAUUGUGGCAAGUGGAAACGUCAACGGCAUGAUAAACGGAGCGGAAGUACAUACGCAACUUCCAGCACGCAACGGAUACGAAAAAACAUAUAAGUCGCCGGGUGCGGUACCGUCACCUAGUCCGCCUUGGAUGUUUCCAAGUGCGGGGUCACAGCUGCUUGGCACAGCCACGAUAACGACUAAUGCCCUGGUGGCUCUUUUUUGCAUAUUGUCCAUGUAUUUAGUUAAGCUCAUUUAAAAUUAUGCUUCCAACGAAAUCCACGCCAGACUGUAACAAGCGGCAUCCAGACAAAAACGCGGCCGCGCAAAGAGACCGUGCCGCAAUACGAACACUGCAGAAUAUUGGCUUUGCAGCAUAAACAGGAGGAGUUCGAGCUGGAUGAUUUCAAAAGGUUUUCAAUUGUCUAGUCAUUUCAUAGCCGGCAAUGGUAAACUUUACUUGCACUAGCACAUUUAUGAACCUAUCUACGUACACAUGUAAGAUUUUAAUAGUGCUAAGUACUAUAUUGCCAAAAUUAAGUAAAGCACAUAACGAACCAAAAAUAGUUCAAUAUAUUCGCAAAAAAAAAA